UGAUCAUCAGGAGGGAUGGGCUGCCAUUGGCUGCUGAGAGCAGCAGCUAUCCCUGUACAUCUCUCACUGCUCUGGGAAAUUGUAUGUUUAGAAAGCAGCAUGUCAAGUAAACUACUCUGAUCCAUAGAGCUACCAGGGAGCUGGGAGUCUCGCAGGCAGUACUAACACAUGUAUUAUAAUUAAACAGAGGGACUCAGGAGGAUCAGGGGACGUUAUCUUGGUGCAUUAAUUGGACCUUCGUUGAUUUAUAACACAUCCUACAUGCAACCUGUAAAUAGUAUUCCUGACAAGAUAUGAGCUGGAACUAAGCUGGGUGUGAUAAUAUGCUGGAACACUGACAUGCUGUAAAACUGGUGCUGAGUUUCCUCAAAGACUUGGAAAUGGACUCCCAUCACUAAUCAUUCUAAUGAAGAGUAUGGACCAGUACAUCCGCAGGCUGAGGCAGGAGCUGCUGUCAAUGAGAGAAGUUGGAGACGAUUUGCAGGAGCAGAUGAACUGCAUGAUGGGAGCACUCCAGGAACUGAAACUUCUCCAGGUUCAGACGGCUCUUGAGCAGCUGGAAAUUUCAGGAGAUAGAAACCAACUACAAAAUCUCAGAGCAAAUCCGCAUUGCCAUAGUGCACGACUAGCUUCUGAGGUCAGGCAUGAGUCCAGAAAACAGACUGAGAAGCAAUGGGCAGGUGGAGAAAGUCUAGACAGCAGCUCGUUGGCUGGCAGUCGAAGGUCAUGGGCUGCAAGCUCACUUAGCCCUGUCUCUAUGCCAGGCCCAACACAAGGUCAUCAGGUAUUGUCUGAAAGAGAAAGAGAGACAGAAACUAGACAUAUGUCCUCUUCUGCCAACUUACCUCCAGUGGAGAAUUGGCCCAUGCAUGAACCUCAGUUCACAACUUCCAACUUUCAGAGCCAUUAUCACGUUACCAAUGCCAAUUCUGACCAUGACCAAUGUACUGAAGAGUUUGUAUGUGACGAAGCAAAUGAUUGGACUUCUUCACUUAUGUCCCAGAGUCGAAACAGACAGCCUCUUAUCUUAGGUGACAACAUAUUUGCUGACCUUGUUGGAAACUGGUUAGAUUUACCUGAGAUGGAAAAGAAAGGAGAACAAUCUGAAAACAUAUUAAAUGUUAGCAGAUCCCAAGAAAUCUACAAAAAGAUAUCCCUGACAGCCAACUUUUUCAAAAAGUUCAUAAGAAGUGUACGACCUGACAGAGAUAAGAUUCUCAAGGAGAAGCCUGGUUGGCUACAUUUUGAAGAUCAAAAAUCUCAAAUAUCCAAGAGGACCAAGAAGACAAAUAAACAAAAAAGUGUAUUCUAUUUUCCAACACAGGUUGAAACUAAAGGCAAAGUUGAAAAGCCAGGCAAAAGUCAUGGGAAAAGUAUUGAGAUGCCUACAAUAUAUGCCAAGAAAGAUCAGAAACAAGGAGAGUCUAUGUACAUAGGGUUUGACAUGAACACGGCUGUCUGGGUCUAAGCAGGGAAAUUCAGUAUGCAUCUGUGUCUCAUGUUUGUGGAAUGACUGUGUAUUGAUAAUGGGCAUUACAAUACUUUUGUGGGUUUUUAAAUUGUAGUCAGCUGAGCUGAACUCUGCUAAAGCAUUUUUGUCUUUACAACUUGUUUUGUCAUUACUGUGGUACAAGGCAUGUUUCUUGUACAUUUAUAUAUUACAGUAAACUCUAGGAUAGGUAGAGAACCAAGCUGGCUCUUGGCACUAGAACAUGACAAUCUUCUUUCUACUGAGUAUAAAUGCAGACUUUUAUUUGCCACAAACUGUUUCCGACAAUCUGCCUAGGAUGGGCUUGCACGUUCCUGUGUGGACUACAAAAAGUUCAGGAUUUUAACCAAUUAUGCACCUCAACAGCUCGCUUUGUGCAAUUAUAGAACAAUGUAAAUUGCCUGUUAUUUAGACUAAUCUGAAACGUCACACAUAUCAAAAUGAGCCAUCAACUUGAAGCUGGUGUACAACUUUGCCACUACAGGAUAUUUACCUCUGCUGGGAUCUAACAUGUAUGACAUGUUUAAAAACAAUCUAUUCAUCUCUUAAAAGGAAGAAGGGAGGUCAUCAUGUUUCACGAAGCUAUAAGCAGAAUAAUACCUCCUGUCUCCAGGACUGGUCUUUCCAGCCAUUACAUCAAGCCCUUAUUAUUAUUUAUGACGUUUGUAUCUCCAGAGAUAACUUGAGUGAAAAGUGGAAUAAAAAGCCCAGCAGAGAACAACGAACUGUAAUGAAAUAAGUUAAUGGAUCUAACUAUAGUAUCACUUGGUUUUUAAAAAAGUUUUUGUUCUUUAUUAUGGACAAUAAGAAGUAAUUAUUGUAUACAAGGAACAAUACAUGUUAUUUAUGUUCUUUAUUGUUUAUUUACAUACUGUAAUAAUAGAUAAUAGUUGCACUCAGCUGUUAAUAACAAAAGCACUUGAGAAACUAUGUGGCACGUUGUUCAAAUGUAUACUAUUUAUGCAUAUUUCAUGUAUACGGUAAGCAUGGAUAUCCGGUUUUGAUAUAUUAUUUGGUGAGAAAGUGUGUACAGUGUGUAGUUUAUGUUGACAUGUGGUAUAGUUUCUAAUGAAUGAGUUACAUGAAAACAGUUUUAAGUAAUGCAUACUGCUAGUCUUCACUACAUUGCAGGUAUGUAAUGUAUAUUUCAGAUCUUAAUCCUUGUCAGAUUCAAUUUCCACAUAACAGGGCUGUCAUAUUUUACUUUUUCCUUUGACAGUAUAAGGGAAAGCCUGGUACUGCAAACCUGGUACCCGAAAGGUCAGUCCAUAUGUAUGAGCAAUCUAAGGAUUUUUUUUAUUUGCUAAAACUAUGAUUUCUUUACAGUUCAAGCAAAAUAAAUAAAUAGUUAUCUAAGUCAUCUAAAUUCAGAGAGAUUAUGGGCCUGAUUUUGACUCGUUUGCAAGUCUGAAUAUGGACACAACAACCGACUUUUAGCCUACUGUGCAUAUGUCACAGGCUGCGUUUACAUAAAUCCGUAUGACUCAGAAAACGUGCGUUUGGAUGUGUUAGCGUGCUCUUCCCUGCAGGACCCUGGAAUUGUGUUUGCAUUACACCAACCUAAGGCAUAAUAUUUAGGGGGCAUGACCACAUGUCAUGCUCCCUUCACUCGUCAUGCUGAGGCCAUGUCCAGCACUCCAGUAGCUGCCAGGCUGUCUCCAGCCUCUCCUUGCACUGAAUGGAAGCUGGAGGUGGAGCAGCAGUGACUGUGUCCCCCAACCUCCCGCAGGACACUGACAGCGGGUGGGACAGUGGGACAGUGCCCAAAAUGCAGUACUGUCCCAAUGAAUUCGAGAAGGUUGGGAUCUAUGAUAACAUCAGAAUCAGGCCCUAUAUCCCUAGUAUAUCCAGUAGGGUGGCCAAUCCUGGGCCAUUUUUUCAAUCCCGGGAAUCGGGAUUGAAAAAUUAUCAAUCCCAAGAUUCUCGGGAUACCCAGGAUUGGCUUCUUUUCAAUGUGUCCCACCCCCCCCCCCCCCUUGACCUGACCAGCCCAGAUAACUCACCCUAAUCUGGAUGGAAGGAAGGGAGGGUGGGCUACUUGCUGUGAGGGCUGGGUGGGCAGUGUAGCGGUGAGGUCUGACUGCUGGGCGGGCAGCUGCGCAGCGUGACCACUGACUUCACGUGACGCUGCAAAGUGUGUCUAGCCGGGGCGAGGGGGAGCUGAGCAGAGGGAGCCAGGCAUCAUCUGAACCUCCUGAGGAUGUUCAAUACUGCCCAACAUAGACAAUUCUAAGGUGGUGGCCAAUCCCGAAAUCCCCGGGAUUGAAAGCUCCAAUGCCAGGAUUGACUCCUGGAUAAUUUUAGGCCGGACUCCCGGGAUCCCGACCCCGGAAUUGGCCUCCCUAAUAUCCAGUAAUGAGGAUACAAGUGUAUAAUAUUGUUACAUUUAUGUAACACACAUUUUAUACUAUGAGUACACCACAGUAUACACAGAAAUAUCUCAGGUUAUGAAGUUCACUCAUGAACAGUUCAUUAUAUGGGGCCCUGUGUCUCUUAGAUCCCCUGGGGUUCUGUUAGUAAUGGGAAGCAUUCGAUAUCCCAACUAUCGGGAUCCUUCAGCAUGCCGGCGCCGGGAUCCCGACUGCUGGGAUCCCGACAACUAUUCUCCCUUUUGGGGUGUCCACGACAGCCCUGGAAGGAGAAUAAAUAGCCUGGUGCAGGAAGCGCGCCACCGUGCCCGUAGCGUGGUGAGCGCAGCGAGUUUGCAAGGGGCUCUUUUGCACUCGCCCCACUGCCGGCAUUUCGGUGGUUGGGAUCCUGGCGCCGCUAUGCUGGUAGCCGGGAUCCCAACAGCCGGGAUAUCAUAGUACACCCGUUAUUAAUUGAAUGAUGGUAUGUGGCUUAUAGAGAAAUAUACUGUAAACACUUUUCCCAUGAUCUCCUUGUGUCAGACCUGGUUCCACAUUAGGCUUGGGGCCAAGUGCUAUAGUCCUGGAAACUAAUUAUUAUUACCAGUCUGAGAUUGAACACAAAGUAACACUGUCAUAUGUCAACUUACUUGCUGCAUGUUGCAGAUUGCCUGUAAACUAUAACAGAUAAUGGAUCUCUGUAUUACAGCUUUUAUCUAAAUUGUGCCAACUCUGUAUUUAGUUAACUUUUUGCAGACUUUCCCUAAUUCAUUUCCUAAGCCUCCAACAGUGCAUUAAGGAUAUAUUUCUAUGGAACUCACUUCUAUGUAAUGAAUAACAACAUGGAGAGAAGGUUAUUUAAAAAAAUAGCUUUUGCUGUCAAAUACCUUUUCCAUUUUUAUAAUCCAUUUAUUAUUUGCUUAUAUCAAUUAUUUGCUUAUAUCACUUAGAGCGUUACCUUUAGAUGAGCGUUUGAAAUAUAGUUUGUGAGCUGUACUGAUGAGUGCGUGUGCGUAGUGUACAGUAAUAGCUGAGCUAAGUGCAGGUGUGAGUGUGUGUCUUGCUUGUAUUGCUAGUGAUGUGUUAGAGCUUGAGGUGAGACCUGGCGUUAUACAUGUCUAGAGUGCAGCUGUAUGUUAACCAUUCAUUCUGUAGAAAUGUACAGCAUACAAUAGCUUUUGAGCCAGAGACUAUUUAGACUAACAACUCUUCAUUAAGGGAAAGACAAACCUGGAAAAAAAGUAAUUAGUAUAAAAAAAUAUAUCUUUUGUGUUUGGAAGCCCAUAGUUGGACACACUUAGAACAAUACUGCCGAAAUGGCUAUUUUUGCACACACAUUAGUGGCCAAAUCAGACUAUUUGCCUUUCAGGCUAAAUGGCCAGAGUAGAUGAAUGGGAGGGGGGUGCUGGACUGUGUCCCUAUAUAGCAUUGAUAAAGUGUAUUGUAUGGAUCUUCGUGCUGAAUAAAAUAAGCAUAAACCUGUCUCAGGAAGAAUUUGUUUCUGUGUGUUAAUAUGAAGAAUGCAUUGCUCCUUGUUCCUCCAUGUUAUGAUCAUAAAUUAGCCAUUGGGGAUGCUGUUCUGCUGGAAUCUAUGGGGUAAAUUUACUCAGAUGGGAGUUCUAUUUAAGAUGGGAUGUUGCCUAUAGCAACCAAUCAGAUUCCAGGUAUUAUCUUCGAGAAGGUGCUACAUAAAUGAGAAGUAGAAUCUGAUUGGUUGCUAUUGGCAAACAUCCCAUCUUAAAUAGAAGUCCCAUUUUAGUAAAUGUACCCCAGUGUGAUUCAAUUAACAGAAUAGAUGCUGCAAUAUUGUGUCCACAACUCAUUAAUUAAUGCAAAUAUACAGAUGAGGGGCUAAAUGUAAUAGCCUGCGAGAAGCAGGAAGUGCACUUUUUUGUGCAAGUCUGGGCAGAUUUUUAAAGUGGCAAUCGAUUACACGGCAUAACCAACCUGGUUAUGCUGUGUAAAUGAUUGCCACUUUAAAAAACUGUCCAGCCUCGCACAAAAUCCUGCACUUCCUGCUUCUCGCAGGAUAUUACAUUUAGCCCAUGGUGUCUACUUUAAGUUAUUCUAUUAAGAUGUAUUAAAUGCUUAUAUAAAAAUGUAGUGGAGAUAAACCCAUUGUGCCAAAUGUAAUGACGUCUGAUUUGGCAAGAGGUGCGGGUUCCUGGCUGAACGCAGAUUUUUUGUUUAAAGCGGCUAUCAUUUACAAGACAUGGUUUUGCCUUGUAAAUGAUUGCCACUUUAAGAAAACGUCCGAGUUCGCCAGGAACCCGCACCUCCAGCAAGCUUGGACAUCAUUACAUCCGGCACAUCAUUGGAGAAUUUACCUUUUAAAGAUAACAAGGACUAUUGUAAACUUCAACCAGAAAAAUUGUAUACUACCAAUGUGUUAGGCAUAGUUGUCAACUUUUUGGCUGCCCCUCCUUUAGAGAGAGAAAAAGUGGAGAAGUUGCCCAAAGCUUCUGUCAUUUAUCAAGCACAGUCUUCAAAAUGACAGCUAUAAGUUUGUUAUAAGUUUAUCUCUCUCAAAGGUUUGCUAUAUCUCCAUUCCCCCAGUUUGGUAGGCCGCAGCCUGACAGUAAUGUAGAAAAUGCGCAGCCCUGGUUAGCCAAUUACAGACUUCUCUCUGCCCUUGGCUCCUUCAAAUUUCCUGCAGCUAUCAAUCUAUAAUGAUCUUUUCAACUUCCUCCUUGAAAUCACCUAUUUCCUGUUAUUAACUUUCAGCUAAACCACAAAGCACUCCAAGAGUUAGCCAGUGAUGAAUAUACCAGUUUAAAUAACAACACUGUACAUACUAUAAGUACUUGGAUAAAUUAUGUAUUUAUUUAUAUCUUUGAAUCAAUAUGAUUGUCUAAAAUCUCAGUCUUUGUCACCUGGUCACUACCAUGUGUUGUUUAUUUGAAAUCUAUGAAAAUACUUUGAAAAUGAUAAAUUGCAGUUAAAAUAAAAAUCACCAGUACCAUAA
This is a messenger RNA of Pseudophryne corroboree (corroboree frog), 6802 nucleotides long. It is a transcript of the gene INKA2, whose product is annotated as inka box actin regulator 2. The coding region runs from base 407 to 1468 and encodes 353 amino acids. Gene Ontology annotation, molecular function: protein kinase binding; protein serine/threonine kinase inhibitor activity. The record is from RefSeq and is a predicted model, not a curated record. Gene Ontology annotation, cellular component: nucleus. NCBI's taxonomy places the organism in Eukaryota, Metazoa, Chordata, Amphibia, Anura, Myobatrachidae. The transcript has 2 exons.